Seriola dumerili (greater amberjack) is the source of this 2064-nucleotide messenger RNA. It is a transcript of the gene gna14a, whose product is annotated as guanine nucleotide-binding protein subunit alpha-14-like. Gene Ontology annotation, molecular function: GTPase activity; guanyl nucleotide binding; G-protein beta/gamma-subunit complex binding. The record is from RefSeq and is a predicted model, not a curated record. Gene Ontology annotation, cellular component: heterotrimeric G-protein complex. The transcript is spliced from 7 exons. NCBI's taxonomy places the organism in Eukaryota, Metazoa, Chordata, Actinopteri, Carangiformes, Carangidae. The coding region runs from base 375 to 1439 and encodes 354 amino acids. Gene Ontology annotation, biological process: adenylate cyclase-modulating G protein-coupled receptor signaling pathway; action potential; phospholipase C-activating dopamine receptor signaling pathway.
CAGAGGGUCAACGCUUUUUUAAUUUUUUUUUUAUUCCUGAUAAUCUCUCUGGACUUUCGUGUUAAAAGUUAAAAGGAUCCUUCGUUUUCAGACGCGGAUUAUUCAUUUAAAAUCCUUUUGCCUCUGUAAACCAAUAAAUUUGGUUUUCUCGUUCGCAUUGAAGAGGAAGAGGAAAAUCAAGCCUGUCAAGGAUGAUUUUCGCCCUUUUCCUCCUGAAUUUGUGAAGCGUGAGAGGGGGGAAGUGAGUAGAGAAGAAGAGCCACACACACACACGCCCGCGCGCAUCUUCCCAGGCUUCAGCAUUUGCCUUUUGACAGCAGAGGGUCUCACUGGAGCGAGAGAGAGAGAGAAAAGGAGCCUGUUAGUUUUGAACGAUGGCUGGAUGCUGCGUGUCGGCGGAGGACAGAGAGAACCAGAGGAUCAACGAGGAGAUUGAGAAGCAGCUGCGGAGAGACAAGAAGGACUCGCGCAGGGAGCUGAAACUGCUGCUGUUAGGUACUGGAGAGAGUGGAAAGAGCACCUUUAUCAAACAAAUGAGGAUUAUCCAUGGAGGAGGAUACACAGCUGAGGACAAGAAGAGCUACGCCAAACUGGUCUUCCAGAACAUAUACACGUCCAUGCAGACGAUGAUCCGAGCCAUGGAGACACUCAGCAUAUCUUUCUCUAGUCCUGAGAACCAGAGCCAUGCUAACUCAGUCCUGGAGGUGGAGGUGGAUAAGGUGGAGGAGUUAGAUCAAGGCCUUGCGAUGGCCAUCAAGAGUCUGUGGGAGGAUGGAGGAAUCCAGGAGUGCUACGACCGACGCAGGGAGUACCAGCUGUCCGACUCCACCAAAUACUAUCUCUCCGAUCUGGACCGAAUUUCACAGCCCUCAUAUUUACCUGAGAUUCAGGACAUCCUCAGAGUCCGCGUGCCAACCACGGGUAUCAUUGAAUACCCGUUUGACAUGGAGAAUGUCAUUUUCAGGAUGGUGGAUGUGGGGGGUCAGAGGUCAGAGCGGAGGAAGUGGAUCCACUGCUUUGAGAAUGUCACCUCCAUUAUCUUCCUGGUGGCACUCAGUGAAUACGACCAGGUCCUCGCUGAGUGUGACAACGAGAACCGUAUGGAGGAGAGCAAGGCUCUGUUCAAGACCAUCAUCACCUACCCCUGGUUCCAGCGCUCCUCUAUCAUACUUUUCCUCAACAAGACCGACAUUCUCCAGGAGAAGAUCAUGUACUCUCACGUAUCCACCUACUUCCCUGAAUUUACAGGACCUCAGCAGGAUCCUGUAGCAGCUCAAGAAUUCAUCCUGAAAAUGUACCAAGAACAAAACCCAGACAAGGACAAGACGCUGUACCCUCACUUCACCUGCGCCACAGACACGGAAAAUAUCCGCUUUGUCUUUGUGGCCGUCAAAGACACCAUCCUCAGACACAACCUGAAGGAGUUUAAUCUGGUGUAAGAGGACAGGGGAGGAGACUUAAGGGAUACAGCAGGACAGAAGGAAAGUCAUGAGGAGAGCCAAAAUAAGAGAAUCACAUCUUUUGUGCCUAUAAAAAACCAGCCAAAGAGAAUAUGAACAUGUUGUAACAGACAUACUCAAACUACUAGUCUUUACUGUAUAUAUGCUGAUAUGCUGCGAAUACUUUCCUGUAGAAGAGAAAAUUAGUGGAAAAUCAUAUCAUAGACCCAUUGUGUGGACUAGUUAUUUUAUUCUUUCUUAGAUCCUAUAUUUGUGUAUUUUUGAGUGCUUGAUACAUGUACAAUAGCUGGUAAGAGUUCCCUUUAGCCUUGAUUUAAUAUUGUGUAGAAAUGUUUUUUUUUCCUUUUCCUUUCUUCUAACAGAGCCACCUGUGUUUGCUUUUGCCUGCACAUGCCUUAUUUACUCAGGAUAGUCAGCAGAACCACUGGUCUGAUCUUGUUUUAGAUGUGAAUAAUCUGUUGUGCUUUGAAAAACCUUACUUGACUGUUUCUUCUCAGGAGAGAUGGAGAUUAUAUUUAUGUGAUGUAAGUUUCAAUAAGCAAUUAUAGUUAUUUAAGAAAGGGUGCAAUUUGUAUGUUUGAGAUUUUUGGGGUACAUGAAAUAA